AUGCAAGUUGAGUUAACGGAACCGAACAUACCCAUCCAACCAGCCGAGAGACACGAAGGUUGUGGUUAUUGUAAUCCAACCGGUGUAGGUUUCAGAAUUACUAGCGACAAAGAAGGCGAGUCAGAGUUUGGUGAAUUCCCUUGGAUGGUGGCCAUUCUACGUGAUGGAGUAAUUGGUGGCAAGACCUUAAACGGUUACGUAUGUGGUGGUUCUGUAAUUGCACCAAAUGUUGUCCUGACUGCUGCACAUUGUGUACUAAACGUUGACCCACACUUAUUGGUUGCACGCGCCGGAGAGUGGGACACACAAACCAAACAGGAGGUGUUGCCACAUCAAAAUGCACGUGUCAAAGAGGUCAUUCGUCACGAGAACUACAACAAGCGCACACUCUUCAACGACAUAGCGCUAUUCAUUUUGGAAACACCUUUCACGUGGGAGGAAAAUGUACGUCCCAUCUGUUUGCCUGAACCGGACACCAAUUUCGAUCAUUCACGUUGUUAUACUUCUGGUUGGGGCAAAGAUAAGUUCGGUAAAGAUGGUAUACCACACGUUAUUUUAAAAAAGAUCGAUUUACCAGCGGUGCCACGUGCUACUUGCCAAUCAAAUCAACGUAAAACACGAUUGGGACGAUUUUUCCGUUUGGAUCAGAGUCUCAUUUGUGCCGGUGGCGAGGAAGGCAAGGAUAUAUGCGAAGGUGAUGGCGGCUCACCAUUAGUUUGCCCCGAUCCGAAUAACCCGAAUAGUUACUAUCAAGCUGGUAUUGUAUCUUGGGGUAUUAAAUGCGGGGUUAAGGAUGUGCCAGGAGUCUACGCAAAUGUGGCAUAUCUCCGCAAAUGGAUCAACGGAAAGCUUUCUGCACGAGGCAUUAAUUUUAAGCAUUUUACGGUUUAAGACACGUUGAAUAUUAUCCGUUGCGUUUGAAUAUACUCAAAAAGACAUUUCAU
Messenger RNA from Zeugodacus cucurbitae (melon fly), 944 nucleotides. RefSeq names its product phenoloxidase-activating factor 2-like. Lineage: Eukaryota; Metazoa; Arthropoda; Insecta; Diptera; Tephritidae. Gene Ontology annotation, biological process: proteolysis. The coding region runs from base 1 to 891 and encodes 296 amino acids. Gene Ontology annotation, molecular function: serine-type endopeptidase activity. The transcript is spliced from 2 exons. The record is from RefSeq and is a predicted model, not a curated record.